CUUAAACUUUUGCUACCGCUCUGCAAGCGCUGGAGUGUUCGUGUACCCCCGAGGUCUGAUUCUGUGGGUGAGGACACCUACUCGAAUGAUUUGAUACAGCGUCUUGCUCUGAAGGUUGGUCGUGUUAUGGAGCGGAAGUUGAGUGUUGGUGAGGAUGAUGUAGUGUUAUUUUCUCCAGUAAGCCCUGUUCUUUCGUUUGGUUUUAGUGGAUGUCUAUUUUCUGAAGACAAACCAGGAUUUGACGGAUGCAGUUUUUGUCCUAGAACCUCUGUUACACAAAUACCGUGUGCAGACACAUCAUGUACUGCGGAAGAAUUGUGUUCAAAAACUGCUGAUUCUAUUGUGACUAUAUUUGCGCAAUCAUAUGUUUAA
Molecule: messenger RNA, 372 nt
Organism: Trypanosoma theileri
Lineage: Eukaryota; Euglenozoa; Kinetoplastea; Trypanosomatida; Trypanosomatidae
Exons: 1
Source: RefSeq, a predicted model, not a curated record